Molecule: messenger RNA, 1015 nt
Organism: Arabidopsis arenosa
Lineage: Eukaryota; Viridiplantae; Streptophyta; Magnoliopsida; Brassicales; Brassicaceae
Source: the annotation of a GenBank genome assembly
CCACAAAAUCUCAGAAAUAACUUUCGAAACAGAGACAAAAAGUUUCAAAUCGUUUUCUUGUGUGUUGGGUUUGUGUUUUGUACGAUCAAGUUGUUGUUACUUGUAAGACAUUCGAAAUCAAAGAUGCGGAUGAGCUGUAAUGGAUGCAGAGUUCUUCGAAAAGGGUGUAGUGAGGAUUGUAGUAUAAGACCGUGUUUGGCUUGGAUCAAAUCGCCUGAAGCGCAAGCUAAUGCAACUGUGUUUCUCGCCAAGUUUUAUGGCCGUGCUGGACUCAUGAACCUCAUUAACGCCGGUCCCAAUCACCUUCGUCCUGGGAUUUUCCGAUCGUUGUUGCACGAAGCUUGUGGGAGGAUUGUGAAUCCGAUCUAUGGUUCGGUGGGUUUGUUGUGGUCGGGGAAUUGGCAGCUUUGUCAAGACGCCGUUGAGGCUGUGAUGAAAGGAGAACCGAUCAAAGAGAUCGCCACAGACGCUGCGACGAUCGGCCAAGGUCCGCCGCUUAAGAUCUACGAUAUCCGACAUAUCUCCAAGGAUGAUAACUCCGCCGCCGCCGCUGCGGCUACUGGCUCAACCGAUUUGAAACGGCCGAAAACUCGCCGGGCUAAGCGGGUAUCCACCGUCGAGAAACAGGCGGAAUCGGAGGGAAAGUCCGGCGAAGCUAGUCACGAGUCGUCUUUGAGUCAUCAGUCUGAAAUAGUGGCUGCUCAUGAAGGAGAGAGCAAGGAAUCGGAGAGCAAUGUCUCGGAGGUUUUGGCAUUCUCGCCACCGACUGUGCAGGGCUCCGGCGAGAUAAAGCUUGACCUAACUUUAGGGCUCGAGCCGGUGUCACGUGCGUAUCAUGUGGUACCUGUUAAGAAGAGAAGGAUCGGCGUAUUUGGCACGUGUCAGAAGGAGAGCACGUGUAAGACUGAGCUAAUGCUUUGAGCUCCGUUGUAGCUUGCCUCAGAAGUUUUGCCCCAAUCAGCUCUAUUCGGCUCGGCUAUGAUGAUCGUCAAGUCGAGCCGAUAACUUUUUAAAU